Nylanderia fulva is the source of this 5374-nucleotide messenger RNA. It is a transcript of the gene side, whose product is annotated as motor axon guidance molcule sidestep. The record is from RefSeq and is a predicted model, not a curated record. NCBI's taxonomy places the organism in Eukaryota, Metazoa, Arthropoda, Insecta, Hymenoptera, Formicidae. Gene Ontology annotation, molecular function: protein binding.
UCGUGGCAGUCGCUGCCGACGACGACGACCGGCAUACGAUCACGAUCACGACGACGACGACGACGACGACGUCGAUCCUCUCGAACGGUGUCGAUAUCUCGCGAUAAAUGCGCGACCGGUGUCUUAUUUUAUCACAUCGUUCCCCGACGACCGAAAUCGCGCGAAGGAGUGAAUAAAUAUGUCCUGCGACUCGCAGGUGUAUAGCGACUCUGCAGAUGCGCGGCUGAAAGUCGACUAAAUCCAAGAGUACAUCAGUGUCUCCGGUGUCGCCGACUGCAUCCCUAUAUAUCCUUUAGGAUUACCCCGUGGGAUAAAGAUUCAUUUGUCUCGCGGUGCCGCAUGUGUCCCGUUUUCGAGACACUUGAAUAAAAUUUAUGCAGUUCGGUUCGGUGUGUAGCUGUGGAAUUUAAAUCUCUUUCGCGACUACCAAGUGGUACCGGAAGACCUACCAGAAACGCACUUUUUUUAAACAAAUAUUGUUAUGUUUUUCGCAAAUGUUUGAUUGUGCAGCUUUCAUAUCAUCUAAUACAAUAUUAUUUCAUCAAAAGAUUAAAUUAUCGAUCAACUUUAAACUCGGAACUCCCAAGAACUUUCAUCCUUAAGCUUCAUUUAAAUCUCUGUUUAGUUUGAAAAAGAUUAUCGAUAAUCGUCGGCCGCAGUUCUCGAAGGAUACUUUAAUUUCUUAUAAAUCAUAUCACAUUAAGUCGAAAUAAAAAUAUACUUAAAUCCCUAUUAUCUACUAAUAAAAUUGCCUAUAAUAAAGAAAUACGAAAGUGACGCGCAAAGUGCCACCUGAUCGCGCCUCUAAUUAAAUCGCGCGACGCGCAAAAGGAGGACCACCUACCGAGAAUAACGUUAGGGUAGCGAGAGGAAGCGGAGGCAGAAAAAGUGGCGCGCAAAAGGCACGCGCUCAAGACGCAGGAUCAAAGUUGAAAUUCCUCGAGAGGGUGGCGAAGGAGGAGGAAGUCAAAGCGGACGAAGAGGACAUCGACCAAGAACCGACAGCCGAGGCGAGAAAGUUUCGAGAGAGAAAAAGAGAGACAAAGGAAAAAAAAAACGCGGCUCGGUUGUGUUAAGCGGAGGAUUUCGACGCGUCCGUUUUAAUAACGAGCUAAAAGAAAAGGAAGGGCAUGCGCGUGAAAAGACUCCGUCGAAGGACCUCCGUGAAUUGUGUAUCGCUGGCGUCUGUACUUUUCAUAGAAAGAUUCGAGUGAAUAAGAUCACACAAUAAAGAAUAAAAGUCCGCUCUUGAAUAAAUGAAUAAAUAAUGUCAUUGAAAUACCGUUGAAUGAAGAUAUAUUCGCGAGAGAUUGGGAAUUUUAAGAAGGAACGAAGGAAAUUAAACGUUCUCUCUACAAAAAUUAAACAUUCGAAACAUUGUGAGACGAAACAGAAACUACAGAAACUUGUAAUUGUUAUUUUCAUGUGGAAACGGUGAUAAAAGAAAAAAUAAGGAUUUAUCUUUGUGGAGAUUUAUUCGAUCGUAGUGAUCGUGAAGUGACUAUAAAUGACAAAACAAUUAAUUUUUAUUAAUAUAUGAACAUUAACUAUUAAAUAACAAUUAAAAAAGCUCUUUUUUAUUAAAAAUAAGGAGUAUAAAAGACUUGUAAGAGCUGUGUGAGCCACAAUCUUUACAAUAUAUGAGAUAUGCUUACAUAAUUAUAAUGAUGUCAAACUUGAUGACAAAAAUUUUUAAACGCACGUCUCCUUCACGAUACUACAGUUAGAAUACGACUGUAACGUUGGUUAUUAAAAUCUGUUAUGCUGUUUACCUGCUUACUAAUUUGUGACUUUGACAUUAACUAUUAACAAGUGCGCGACAAACAAUUUAAACGCGAUUUGGACAACGAUCAAGUCGAAGUCGAUCGCGAAAGACGUCGAGAAUGCCACGACGAUCGUUCGAGUGGUCGCGAUCUAUUAAGGAAGUGACGCGAUCGAAAUUAUUCUGGAAUCAAUAUCUGCCUCGCGAGAAGGAUUGCCGUUGAGCCAACUGUGUUCAUUUGAAAAAAAAAACUUAGUAAGAUCGCAGCAAUCGAAAUCGAAUGCUGCUCACCGCGAUAAGAGAGUACGUUCGACGUAUUGCGUGCGGCCAUCGCGACUAAGCCUCGAUUAUCGAUACAAGACGAUAUCGAGAUGCGCUGCGCAUUGGAAUACGUAUUUUUGACGAGUCUGCUGAUGAUGCUGAAGACUCGUCGAAUGGGCGCAGCUGCAGAGGAGCCGUUGCCGGAAUUUCAGAACAAAGCACCAGUAAGAUUAGUUUGGGCAACUGAAGGAGACAAUGUGGAGCUGCCAUGUGAUAUCACACCACCGACACCGGAGGAUUCAGUUAAUAUGGUUCUCUGGUUCAAGGACAACGUCGGUAUACCACUUUACAGCCUGGAUGCGAGAAAUGGUAGUUUAAGCGGCGCAAUUCACUGGGCAGUUAGCGACGAUCUCGGAAGACGAACGUACUUCCAGGUCGGCGAUGGUCACCGAGCGAGAUUGAAAGUCACCAAGGUGACGUUGAAAGAUCAAGGGAUUUUCAGGUGUAGAGUGGAUUUCAUGGACUCUCCGACACGAAAUUUUCGCGUAAACUUGACUCUAGUUGAGCAACCAAGUAAACCUGUGAUAUACGACGCCCAAGGACGCGAGGUGACAGGAAUAGGCGGUCCUUUUUUGGAAGGUUACGGCCUUGCUCUGACCUGUCAAGUUUCUGGAGGUAGACCCAAGCCCUCAGUAACAUGGUGGAAGGAUGGUGAGCUGCUGGAUGGACUGGUAGAUACGGUGCCUAUUGGCUCACCAAGUAGAUUUACGGUAAACGAUCUGUUCGUCGACAAGGUCACCAAGUCAUUAUGGGGAGCGAAGCUCGAAUGCAGGGCUCAAUCAGGACCAAUGGGAAAACCUAUCGUUCGCGAGGUGUCUCUCGACAUAUAUCUGAAACCGGCGAUCGUGAAAAUCGUUCUGAGCGAGAAUCAGAUUUUCGCCGGCCGUCCAAUCGCAGCAAAAUGCGAAACUUGGGGAAGUUCUCCAGCAGCCAGGAUUAUUUGGAGGCUGGGAGAACAUGUGAUGGGAGAUCCUAAUGUAUCUACCACACAGAGAACUAAUUCGACGGUAAGCAAGUUAGCUUUGGUGCUCAGUAAAGAUGACGAUGGCAAGGAAUUAAUUUGCCGAGCCGAAAAUCCGAGGUUUCCCGGAGGAGUGCUCGAGGAAGUCAAAACACUUCGCAUCUCUUAUGCUCCAGUAGUUGUCGCCCGUUUGGCAACUGGCUACGUUUUAGACACUUUGAGGGAGGGCGACGAUCUCAAAUUGCUCUGUGAUGUUCAAAGUAAUCCGCCACCGACGCGAGUGGUUUGGUAUCACGAUAAUCAACGGUUGGAGCACGAUGUAAACGCGGGUAUUUUAUUGGCUUCAAACUCAUUGACUCUUCGGGUACUCAUACUUGCACACGUCGGCGAGUAUUCCUGCGCGGCCGCGAACGCUGUGGGAGAAACUCAUAGUGCGCCGCUUUUUAUUCAUAUGAAAUAUGCACCGAGAUGCAGAGAAGGUAACGAGAGAAGAGAGAUCACUGUCGCUCGGCAUGAGACAAUAUCGCUCACGUGCGAAGUGGAAGCACUGCCUGACGAUCACGUGCGAUUUUCAUGGACCUACAACGGUACUAUCGGCGAUGUUUUACCUAUACCAAACUCAAGGGUCGAGAAUAAAGGCCUCACGAGUGUGUUAGAAUAUACACUAGGCGCCGAUACCGAUUACGGUACGCUGGCUUGCUGGGCGAGCAACAACAUUGGACGUCAAAGAGCACCCUGUAUAUUCAACAUCGUACCUGCUAAACCACCGCAAUCACCGCUGGACUGUGCGCUAUACAACGAAACCAGCUCGCUCGAGGUUAAUUGCAUCCCGGGAUCGGACGGCGGGUCGCCGCAGCAUUUUUUAUUAGAAGUUCGAGGAUCUCUCAGAAAUUCUGGCAUUGGCCAAAUUGGUCCACAUACUCUCCAAACGCCUCAGAGCGAUCAAGGGAUGGUCGGGGAAGCGCCGCCUAUUUAUCAAGACAUGAAUCUGACCCCUAACUUUCAACUUCACGACCUUGAACCGGGAUUCGAUUAUACGGUGUACAUUUACGCGAUCAACGGACGUGGUAAAAGUGAACCUGCUCUUCUGGAAAACAUUAGGGUUGCGGAAUCUAUCGGUGGAAAAAUGGAAAGAAGUGGAAUUUUUUUGGAGGAUCUAAAAAAGGCGCUGCCACAAGCCAGUUCCGAGAACAUGAUUAUUGCUAUUGCACUGACAGGUAUAGGCGGGGCAGCGUUGGUCCUCAUCGGCAUCGGAAUGAUCAUCGGCCUAGUGAUCUGCCGGAAAAGAUCAAACGCUACUAUCAUCGAAGGUCCAGACGAUUUUACCACGCCGACUUAUGUUCCGGCCCACAGAAUCGAACCCAAAAUCAGGUACUCUAACGAGAAUAGGCGUUCUCAAAGGACGAGUCUCUACAUCGAAGAAAAUCGAAAGGAACCAGAUUUACUUAACCGAGUGGAGCUUGACUUGCGAGGUUAAUUCACCUGAUUUUGUAUAGUUAGAAAUAAUCGAGACAUGAAGUGCAAUGUAAAGUAGUGUUCCAUAUAUAUAUAGAAUUCAACUGCAUCGCAUAAAUCGGUAUAUUCUAUUCAUGUAAUUCAUAAUGUUAUUAAACUAGAAACAACACACGAUUAUUGGCUAUAAAUGAGUAACUAUUAGCUAUAUAUCCAAAAUUGUUUGACUCGAAGAAUUAACGCUCGAAAAACGUUUUUACGAUCGAAAUUAAAAAGUUGCCGAUCUUCAUGCGAGUGGGAGGAUAUUACGAAACAUUCUAUUAGUUAUUUAUAUUCAUUUUCUGCGAAAAGUUUGGUCGUGCAAUACAAGGAGGUUGACGGCCGAAAUUUGUACUUUAAAUUGUAUAGAAUCUAGAGUUAAAAUAGUGUUACGUAAAUGUACAGUUAUUUUUACAACGUAAAAUGCCCUAAGGCAUCGCGAAGAUUCUGCUUACUUCUAUAAGUAUUAGUAUGAUAUGUCGACCUAAAAAAAACGUGAUCUUGUGUACCUUUCUCCUUAUCGCACAACAGACUGCUUCAAAAAAUAAACACUGAUUUAAAUUUAAAUAGUUUUUAUAAAUUUUAAUUCCGCAUACAAAUUUUGACUUUAUAUAUUUAACAAACAAUAAGCAAGUUUGUAAUGCUUACAUUAUACAUUUCUAAUAUUAUACUAUACAAUUAACCUUCUGAUAUAUUUUUUUGAAGCAGUCCAUAGUUAAUAAAUUAUUGUAUAAUCUUUGAUCAGCGUAGUUCACGCUAUUCCAUACAACUGUUGUAAAUACUUAUGUAUUGAUUAAUGCACACAAUUUUAAAGAAAAUAAAAUUGCCAGAUUGUAUUA